Pelobates fuscus (common spadefoot toad) is the source of this 2547-nucleotide messenger RNA. It is a transcript of the gene CFAP20DC, whose product is annotated as CFAP20 domain containing. Bases 144 to 2444 code for a protein of 766 amino acids. NCBI's taxonomy places the organism in Eukaryota, Metazoa, Chordata, Amphibia, Anura, Pelobatidae. The transcript has 17 exons. The record is from RefSeq and is a predicted model, not a curated record.
UGUUCCGGGUUCAGUGCACACCUGCAGAGGCAAGGCAGAGGGGGUAUCCCUGUACACCCUGUAUUGCUCAUUACACUGAGAGCUCAAGGAUUACCCAGAGCCCUGCAGAGUGAAUAUAUUUAUUUUCAAACGUCAUUGGCAGCAUGUUCAAAAAUGAAUAUCAGGGCGGUGCGCAUGUCGAAAUUUUCAGUGCCCAAGGAAAAGAUCCCAUAGCAAAGUGGAAGCUCUCUGGCAGCCAAUCUGCAAUAUGUAAAGGCUUUGAUAAGGAAGUCAAGAGUUUUGUCUUUGUCCUUGAAGGAAGCAGUCAGACUAACAAGAUGCAGCUGCCCAAGGAAAAUAAGCAGACACUUGGACUGAUCCAGCGGUUUCUGGUGCUUCAGGUGCAUAUCCCAUUAGGACAAGAUUUCUCUGCAGAAUUGCUGAUUACAGAUUUGAAGAAUGGUAAAAGGAGAUUAUAUCUAUCCACAGUUCACAAAGAAUUAUCAGCAACUCCAUUGCAUGCAAAAAUCCCCCUGGUUAUCAUGAAACGCAAAAUUUGGUGCAAUCUGUGCAUUGACCUUGUAACUUUGACCAGCGGGAUAUUCAAAGGUGCUGUCUUCCAGUCUUUAGACGGAAUUACAAUUUCAGCCAACUGCAAGCUAAGGAAGAUAUUUACUAUGAAACUAAGGCCCCAGGACACAACUGAUGAAACAGAUAUGCACAAUCCUUCAUUAUCAAGCAGUGAACCUACGGACGUCAUCCCUCGUAGCUGUCAAAUUACCACCAAUGUACAUCAGGUCACCCAGGUUCUUGAUCUGGUCAAAUUAGGUUACACAGAAGCAAAGCAUGAAAGCAAACAUCUGAGUGCAGCAGAAACAGCUCAACUCACGAACAGAGGACAGACAAGCUCUCGUAAUAACACAACCCGAAAAAAAACACACAUAGCAUUUGGAUCAAAAGUCCAGGGACCACCUCCAGCCACUACUAGGAAAUCGAGCUUAAGGUCAACAGCAGAGACAACAAGGUCUACAAGUAGACAAGACGCAUCAUUACAACAGCUGCUCCCAGGAAAAAGAAUUGGAUUAGGCAGUGAUACAAUAGAAGAGACGCCAUCCCCCAAAUUCACUUAUUCUUCAGAUCAAAGAGGCAGAGAAAACAUUCAGCAUAGACCUAUACAGGAGUCGUAUCCCUACGAUUUUCACCCACACCCACCAACUGUGCCCCCUUCUACUGAAAGGAGCAGGAGGUUAAGCAGUUCAGGCAAAGAUCGACUCAGAGGGGCUAUUGAUGAUUGGACAUACCAUGAAAGCUUUCACAGUGAAGAAUCCAACUUACAUGACACUGUUGACCAUGCAUUUAUUACCAAACCAUCUGAACAAUUAACAAAUAAUUCACAAAACACAGAACCUACUGAGAAAGAAAAUCACCUGGGAGAAAAGGAAGACAUGAUUACCUACUCUUCUGUUCCCCAAUCAGCCCCUCAUAGGAUGUCCAUCAGUUAUCCACUUGAUACAAGUUCACUAUAUUUGGGUGAUUUUCAAAAUAAUGGUCGUAGCUCACAAAUGGAAAAAGACUUUUAUGGGAGUGACAGCAGUGUAGAGGAAAAUAGUGUGUUCCACUGGACGUCCAGCCCCAAGAUGAAAGCUCGCAAUGCAGACUCAACUGUGGAGAACAAACCCAACAAUUCAAAAUUGUCAUCAGCCAGAGAGUCUAUAAACAUAAGUAGCAAUGACAUUUCUUCAGUCGAUGACCUUGCUUUAAGGGAAAAUUCCAUAGACUUUGAUCACAUUCAGAAGAACUUGAUGCCUAUUCGUAGUUUGUCACCCGAUGGAAGUAGACCAGAAAUCUCAAAGGGAAAACCAACAUUUUCUAAAACCGACCAACAAUAUGCAUUGAUUAAUAAACUAAAAACGUCAGUGGGUAAGAAAUCACUCAAGGAAAUCCCGAAAGAGUGUAAAGCAUUGACAGCACUGGGAUACGACUGGAUUAACUGUCAGUCAAGCCAGAUGAGCGUCUCAGAAAUGCAGAUGUUGGCCAGUCUGAAACGGCAGCAGAAUGAAGAGAUGGAAGAUGAAGGGGCAGUGCAUGGAUUAAGUCAAUCUCAAAUUGACCAUUGCAAUGUUGAUAUGAGUACUAGCAGCGAUGACACAACCACAUGGAAUUCCUGUCUACCACCGCCAGUAAAUCAAGGAUGUCAUUAUGAGAAGGAAAUGAACCCUCUCAAUCAUUCCAAUCCCCGGGACUGGUUAAAUGCUUUUAGUCCGCCUAUCAUCCCAACUUCCCAAACUCAGGAGGAGAAGAAGGACUCAUUGCUAAGGAAUAAACAAUCUAGUCUUAGUUUGUAUGAUGAAGGUGAUGAUGGCCUUGGUCCUGAGGAUGAAGAAGACACUUUAACACUCUUUUAUGACCCAUGCCUGAACUGCUAUUUUGAUCCUGAAACAGGGAAAUAUUAUGAAUUGGCUUAAUGAGUGAUGUGGAUAAUGGAUUGCAAGAAGUUAAUGGGUCAUCAAUAUUUCAUCUCAUAUUGUUAGUUAUCUAAUAAUAAAUGACAAUAAUGACUCAAAGUUA